Molecule: messenger RNA, 591 nt
Organism: Penicillium oxalicum
Lineage: Eukaryota; Fungi; Ascomycota; Eurotiomycetes; Eurotiales; Aspergillaceae
Gene: rho1
Product: Rho family GTPase RHO1
Exons: 5
Coding region: 1-591 (196 amino acids)
Biological process (GO): small GTPase-mediated signal transduction
Molecular function (GO): GTP binding; GTPase activity
Source: RefSeq, a predicted model, not a curated record
AUGGCCGAGAUCCGUCGCAAGCUCGUCAUCGUCGGCGAUGGUGCCUGCGGUAAGACCUGUCUGCUCAUUGUCUUCUCCAAGGGCACAUUCCCUGAGGUCUACGUCCCCACCGUCUUCGAGAACUAUGUCGCCGAUGUCGAGGUCGAUGGCAAGCACGUUGAGCUCGCUCUCUGGGAUACAGCUGGCCAAGAAGAUUAUGACCGUCUCCGACCCCUGUCAUACCCCGACUCUCACGUGAUCCUUAUCUGUUUCGCUGUCGACUCCCCCGAUUCCCUCGAUAACGUUCAGGAGAAGUGGAUUUCCGAGGUCCUCCACUUCUGCCAGGGUCUCCCUAUCAUUCUGGUCGGCUGUAAGAAGGAUCUGCGCCACGACCCUAAGACCAUUGAGGAGCUCCACAAGACCUCCCAGAGCCCCGUCACCGCUGAACAGGGUGAGGAGGUCCGCAAGAAGAUUGGUGCCUACAAGUACCUUGAGUGCUCUGCUCGCACCAAUGAGGGUGUUCGCGAGGUCUUCGAGGCUGCCACUCGUGCCGCUCUCCUGAAGGUUGGCAAGACCAAGCAGAAGAAGGGAACCAAGUGCAGUAUCCUGUAA